Messenger RNA from Rhizoctonia solani, 429 nucleotides. RefSeq lists its product as uncharacterized. The coding region runs from base 1 to 429 and encodes 142 amino acids. The transcript is spliced from 2 exons. The record is from RefSeq and is a predicted model, not a curated record. NCBI's taxonomy places the organism in Eukaryota, Fungi, Basidiomycota, Agaricomycetes, Cantharellales, Ceratobasidiaceae.
AUGCCCUCCAGGCCUUCGCUCCCACCAUUUCUACCACCGCCACCGCCACCGCCACCACUACAAACAAGCCCCCUGAUGGUCUGGGUCGAUAACAGAGCCGGCCCUCCUUCCCACUACAGGGAGACGGCCAUCGGUCCAUCUUUCAUCAUCAGUACACCGACCACCCCAUUUCCCCACGAAGGCCGCACCUCGAUGUAUGCGGCUUUGCCGACCACAGCCUCUUCGUCUGCUUCGGUCGCAGGCGGCUCCGGUAGAAGCAGAGAGCGGCGCUCUUCCCUGUCAAGAGGACCCAAGCUAGCUGCAGGCUCAACUCUAACGCCAACCCAGGUCCCGGGUUCAGCCGCAACUUCGAUCGGGGUCACCAAGAAAGGCGAAAAGCGCAAGAUGGCGGAAGUAAAUAGAGGUCCUGAGGGGCUUCGACUUCAAUAG